AUGGACCUCGAUCCAACCCUCAUCAAAUCAACGAACUCAACAACAAGCCUACGCAGCUUCAGCGCCAGAGACUCAAACACAAUGAAUCCAGCGCGCCUCUCGCGCCGCCUCCUCGUCUUCCAGGAAGCCCGCAACCCAAGCAACAUGAGCGAAAUCGUCUACCUCCCCGUCAACAAACUGGGUCUGCCCAUCUGCGGCCCGGGCCCAGAGUUACCCUCCAUCCUGGAACUCCCCUUGCGGAUUCUGAGGGCGUUUACGGACAUUUUCAACCAGCCUAAGUAUAAGGGGUGGGCGGUUCUGGCGGCGGGCCCAUACCAUGAUACCUCGGAAGAGGGCAAGUAUUAUGCUGUGGUGCUGGAGCAGACUCACAGUCAUACUCGGGAGGAGGCUGUGUCCUGA
Messenger RNA from Aspergillus udagawae, 399 nucleotides. RefSeq lists its product as uncharacterized. The record is from RefSeq and is a predicted model, not a curated record. The transcript is spliced from 2 exons. Lineage: Eukaryota; Fungi; Ascomycota; Eurotiomycetes; Eurotiales; Aspergillaceae. The coding region runs from base 1 to 399 and encodes 132 amino acids.